CCUCGUAGCCUUCUCCUCCUCCGGGUCUCGGGUCUCGUUGGAGAUCUCCCACGCGAGUGCCGAAAGCCCCACCUACUGCCCUCGAGGCAGAGCUGGGCCUAGUGUGUGAUCUGCCUGCAUAAACAGUGCUGCAUCCUUGUGUAACUUCCACUGGCUUCAUUGGCACCCUGCCUGCUUAUGUCAGAGUUGGCACUUGGUUCUCUGCUCUCCAGGACAAAUACUACAUAAAUACAUAAAUAACGUCCCUCUGCCUGUCCAUCCAUUCCCCCCACCGCUGCCCCAACUACAUGAGAGUGAUGGUACAGAGCAGUAGCUUGCUUUUCUUGCCCCAGGGCAAAAUAGUGGGUACAAAUCUGGCCGUGAACAGCUAACGCUAUCUUUACAAAAUUUUUGCUGACAUGUUAGGAAAGAUAGUGUUCUCCUAUAAUGGGCUGCCUGUUUUGAACGGUAUUUGAGAGUAAUCAGCCCCCUUAGCCCUUGGAUGUCUGCACAAAGGGAUUACACAAAGCUAUUGUGAAAUCCUGUUGUGUUUCUCAUAAACAAAGUGAAGCUGGACUCUUCCUGUAACCACUCUCAGCUCCAGAUAUAUUUAGGUGCCAGCACAACAGGACAGAUAAAAUAUAAUGUGAGUCUUGAGAACACCUGUGCUUGGGAUGCUUUGUGCAAAUGCCUCGCAGCCAAAUUCACCCAGGCUUGCUGGGACAUUUGCGAUCGAUAGCUGGGAAUGACUUUUAGCAGAAGCCACACUUUGCUGGCAGAGAACUCCACCAGUAUGCUGUGUGAUACACUGCUAUUCGGGACUUUACUAGUGUUCUGCUUAGGUCAAACGGGAGAAAAUCAGUAAGGCGUUUUGGAGAAGCAGAAGCUGUUACUUCAUGGUCUUUCCUUAGGGGCUAAAGGCAUACCAAGGCUUGGUAUGUGUUUGCAUGAAGUUAGUCCUCUGUCACCCUAAUGACCAUGUCAAGUGAACUCUAGUAAUUAUUUUCUCAGAAAAGGGAGGACCACCCACAGCCAGCCAGCACACUUUGGUCCAUCUCAACAGUUAUCUUGAUCAUAUGCACAGAAAAGUACUGCCUUGAAAGGGGAGUGAUUAAUUUGUAGAUAAACACAAGCCCACUGUUGUGUGGACUUGUGUGAAUUGUGUGUUUUGUUUCUGAAGCACAGAGACCCAGAACAAUCUCCAGUCAGUAUGUAUGUGUCCAGCUGAUGUUUCUGUCCCCAACAAAGAGCGAACUGUUCCUCGUGGAGUAGCCCGAGGUUGGAAAACAACCAUCAGUGUUUUCCCCGAGAGGUUGUUUUCCAUGACUCUUUUGUUUCUCACGUAUGCAUUGAGAGGACAUGUCAACAGCUGGGGGAGACAGCAGGGCAGACAUGAAGACCUGUAUUCUGUACAUAGCUAUAUAUGCACCCAUACCAUGUACAAUUAGGGGGCUGGGCAGGGGGCAAUUCUGACAGAAGCUGACACACAGCCUCACUGAUACCUCCAAAUAGGGGGAAAUCCGAGUACACUAGCUGUAACCCUUGCCCUUUACACAGAGAACAACAUGAAAGAACCCCUUAAGCAGUUUGGGGUCCCAGUUGUUUGCUGAACACGUAAAAUAAGAAAGUUUAGCCUACGUGCACUGCUAGUUUGCCUGGUUAUCUCUACUGCAUGGGGAAAAUAAAGGCAGUAAUAAAGGUUCGGCCUGCUUAUAUGAAUACCAACCUCUCCUUGGCCACUAUAACCCCUAAUGAAAAGAUCAGUUAAAGAGUGGUUACCCACAGAGGCGCUGUAAAUGUACUAAUUAAACAGUAAUUAAAAGGUUGCCUACGACAUCUCUGUUUAAUGUCUCAGAUGUAUAUCUGGGACUCAGCUGGUUUUUUGUAGAAUAGCUGACAAACAAUGUUUUUCUGUACUGUUGUCUCAAAGUCAAGGAGUAGAAACACGAGUAUAAGCUCAUAGGCACUAUGAAAGCUCGCAGUUUGUGGCUGUGCCAUAGCCUUACUAUUUUCAGCAGAUAUUUCUGUGCAAAACAUUGUAAUGAACUUUUACUUAAGUAAUGGUUUUCCAAGUGAGUAGCUUCUGUCCAAUUAAGGUCAAGCCUGUGAUACGGUCACCUAUGAUUUCCAUUUUUUUCUCUGUAGAUUCUAUCUAUACUUGUCCUUAACAAGCCCAGACAGGACCUUAAGCAAUAUGCUCUAAAACAAAAGCACUUAUGUCUGCUCUGUUGCAACGUUACUAUAGCCACUGGCAAAUUCAUGCAGAUGUAUUGCCAGUUGCCACGCACAGAUUGCUUCCCCAAGUCCUGGAUGAAUUUUUGCCAUUGACCUAAUUGUGUCAGGGUUGGAGGAGCUCAGUGGAGGUGUGUUGUAGUAUUCUUGGAGCACGGUUAAUGGUAGCUUUGAGUCACAUACUUAUAACUGUGACAAGUCUUUAGCAUAACAUGGGAUAAACAAACAGAAGAUAGCUUGAGAGGGUCGGAGAGGGAUAUGUGCGUCUCUGCUCACACCUUCUGACAAGUGGUCUCAACCCAAACGUUCCCGGCAGUUUUGCAUUUCUGCCUGAGCUUCGCACAGCAUCAGUUACCCUUGUGCUUGAUAAUGAUUCUGAUUUAAAAGAACUGAGACUCUUCAGAUAUAAAUGGCCUUUGCUUUUCCAAACGCUUACUUAGGAGAUGAUGCAGAAACCCUUACUUCCCAACAGAGAAGUUGAGCAUGUGAUGUUUAUGGUUACUACAAAUAAUAAUUUGGGGCAGCAAAGAUUUCUUUAUAUGUUCUUAGAAGAACUGUGGUUUUGUGCAGAUUUGUUUUCCCAAAGGAGCCUCUGAUGUCCCUGCUCUAAAGAAACAGAAGACCUAGCAAAUUCCAUAAUAUUUCUUAUUCUCACUUCCAGCAAAGCAGUCAAAGCAACACAAGUCUGCCAUCUUCUAAAGAAGCAGCUGAAUAUACUGCAGUGUUGUUCUGAGCGGGCUCCGUAUUCUCCCUUGCAAAUUGAGGAAAUAAAAUCUGCACUAACUGUAAUGAGGUGGUGUUUAGACCUGAUGCUCUAACCUACACAUUUUAUCUCUGUGCCCCAGUUUGCUACCAUUUCUACUGAUCUGGCCUUGAGCCAAAGACCAUUUGCUCUCUGGAGCUGCAUAUGUGGAUGUCUGCGUGCUUUUUGCCUGAUACCAGCUCAUUUGUCACAAAGGUUACAUGAAACUAUUGCAUCUCCUUCCUUGAACGGCCGACUUGAUUGAGAAAGCAAGUUCUAGUGCAUGCUUUAGAAUCAGUGUAGUUUUUCCACAGUAACGACAUCAAGAUAGUUUUUGUGAAUGAGACAACAGCUGGUCCGUGAGAACAUUAUCUGAAAACUUUUCCAAGUACGUGACUCCUGGCGAGCAGCUCACAUCAUCAGAGAUUGCGUGGAAUUUACUGGUCUUGCCCAAAUAAAAAGCUUCCUACUUCCAACACCACUCUUGACUUGGCAUUUUCCAGAAUUUCUCUGCUGAAGGUCAUGUUUUGGAAUCAUUUGGGUUCUCUGAGCAUGGUUUGGAGAAUUAAUCCUAGACUAAUCCUUUCUUCCAGCCACCAUGAAAAACCUUUCUAAACCUUCCCCUCCUCUGUCCAUAGCUUCCAGUCUCUCUGUGGGCUGUUUCUCAGGUUUACAUACUGCUUUCUACAUUUAGCCUCUUUCCAAAAUUAGGGUUAUUUUUAACGUAGAUCUGUUUAGGGAUCUGGCUAUCAGCUGAACCCCAAACUUCUUAAGCCAGCACUAAUACUCAAGCUAGUGUCUCAUCUAACUCCACAGAAAACCUGUGGUUCCGUCUAAGUGCUCUGAGGAAAUGAAGUGAAUUCAACUUCCCCCUACAAAUUUAUCUUCAUUCUGUUAUUGACAGCUUCUACUCAGAAUAAAGAUGAUGAAACAAAGGAUAGUCCAGUGUUUGAAGUCACUAACAGUCCAUACAAUAAUGCUCUCAAGCAACAAGAAGAAAGAAGUAGUUAGCAACCUUUGUAGCAGCCCAGCACCUCUUACAUCUCACCUGCCAGAUGGGCUCUCCAGAAGAAGGCAGGAGUUCAGUGUCAGCUCCAGCAGGAAUCGUUUUUCCAUCUGCAUCUUCCAGCACUCCCUCAGCUCAAUGGCACCCAGAAAGAAGUUACAGGGUCUUGUAGCAGCUACAGUCACUCCAAUGACUCCCGAUGGACAAAUUAACCUUUCGGUGAUUCGUCAAUAUGUGGAUUAUUUGGUAAGCAAGCAGAAUGUGAAGAACAUUUUUGUGAAUGGCACGACAGGAGAAGGUCUGGCCCUUAGCGUCCAGGAGAGGAAGCAGCUGGCAGAAGAAUGGGUGCACCAAGGAAAAGACAAGUUGGAUCACGUGAUCAUCCAUGUGGGAGCGCUAAGUCUACUGGAGUCCCAGGAGCUGGCCAGACAUGCAGCAGCCAUAGGCGCUAGUGGUAUUGCUGUAAUGGCCCCCUUCUUCUUCAAACCCACAAACAAAGAUGAGCUGAUUGCUUUCUUACGGGCAGUUGCAUCUGAAGCCCCUGCUGUUCCAUUUUAUUACUAUCACAUUCCUCCUCUGACGGGUGUAAAGAUUCGUGUUGAAGAGUUGCUGGAUGGGAUAAAAGAGCAGAUCCCCACCUUCCAGGGCGUGAAGUUCAGCGACACAGACCUCUUGGACCUUGCACAGUGCAUAAACAAGAAUGACAGAGAAGAGUUUGUAUUUCUUUAUGGGGUGGAUGAGCAACUGCUGAGCGCACUGGCAAUAGGGGCAAAUGGAGCGGUUGGAAGUACGUACAACUACUUGGGCCAAAAAAACAAUAUGAUGUUGCAAGCUUUUGCACAGCACGACCUUGCAUUAGCACGGAAGUAUCAGUUUCUCACUGGUGAAUUUCUUAACUUUGUCAUCAAACUAGGUUUUGGUGUUGCUCAGACUAAAGCUGUAAUGACUUUUGUUUCUGGCAUUCCCAUGGGACCUCCACGGCUUCCGCUUGUUCAGGCCUCAGAGGAAUUCAUCACCAAGGCUAAAGCCAAGCUAGAUGGCAUUGUCUGGCCUACCAACUGAUUUCACUUCCAUGUGGAUUUUCCACAUGGACGGUGAAUCCCUUUUCUGGGUUUCACUCUCACUUGGCACGCUCCCCGUGUGACAGGCUGAUUUGGCUGUGACUUCUGUCAGGGAAUUUGCAGGGUGCCUGAGCCCCUUUCUGUUAAGGCUGGUCUUGUUGGCACGCAUCUAGCCGCCUUUUCAUUUAAUCUUACCCAGCUCCCCUGGAUUCCUGCACAUCCCAGGAUGAGCUGUUAUCUUUAAAAUAAGCAAAUUUUUCCCCAGGAGAAGGGUCCUGACUCCUUUUGUACAGAAAACAAGAAGAUCUAUCUCUGCCCUCCACUGCUCCUUCCAGCUGGACCAUGCUUUAUCCUCCCCCUCCACCUUCACCAGCGUCUGCAGCACUGCAGUAUGUUUUUAUACACUGGUAUGACACCGUCUGGUUGCUCAGACUGGUAUUUUACUGUUUGUCAUGAAGUCCUAGUCCAUCACCAGCAACAAGUAAGGAAUCUGUUAGGUUGGGGCACUGCCCAUUCAUGUAAAAUCCUGUUUUUAUCCUUUGUCAUUGUCUUUGUACAUCUUCACUUAAUGCAAAAUUUAAAAAAUGUUUGCAACUAAGAGCUUUUGGCUUACUAACAAAUGGAUAUUUCUCCAUCUUUCUCCUUGCAACAAAACUGAAGCUGGAAUUGAACCGUAAGUCUCUGUAUGCAAAUGCAAUGCAAUAUAUACUGUAUUACAUUAUCAGGAGGUCAUCUGUGGUCAGAUUAAGAGGUCCUCUUUUGCACCCUGGACCUGUCCCUCUCCCGUGAUCUUAACCCUUCUCUUCUGAGGGCAUUUGUAUUUUGCAAAUGUAAUGCCCUCUCCUGCUAGGGCCGUAAGUUCUGACAGCAUUCUCACAUGCCAAAAUGAUUGCACAGUGUACAGGGAUAUUUGAAACGGGAGGAGAGGAGAUAGGGAAACGUGGAGAUCUAGUUCUAAACUUUUCAUAACCCAGGGUGUGAAAUAUUCUACUAAUUUCCUUCUACUUUGUAAUUACUUAACAAGAAAUAUGGACUGCUACAGGUUUCCUCUGUUUCCCCCCUUCCCCUCUGAAUUUGUGAGAAACUUAGGGAAGCUUUUCUCACUGCUUGGACAUGGGAAGAGAGCUGAAUCAGCCAUGGGUGCUGCAGAUCUCUGGUAGUUCACUGUGUAACUGUUACUCAGACAAAACUAGAUGGGGCCUGCAAAGGAGAAGCAUAGGAAAAAAACCACAACCAUGAACAUGAAACAACAACUGAUUGUUAGGGUCUUUUCUAAUAGAAACAAUACAAUAAAGUAUCUUUAUUGUAAUUCCAGUGCUGCAACUUACUGAUUAUUUUAGUACCUGGCACAUAGAAGUAAAUGGCACCUAGAUAAGGCAUCUUUAAAUGAUUGUUUUCUAACGGAUCCAGAUUAUUUUGGUUCAAUAAUUUUUAUACCUGUGUCUGUCUCUAUCAAAUCUUGAAACCUUUUAGUCAUAUUUUGACUCACUUCUGUAUUCAGUAUUGAUUAUAAAACAUUAUUUUAAAUACUCGUA
Dromaius novaehollandiae (emu) is the source of this 6555-nucleotide messenger RNA. It is a transcript of the gene NPL, whose product is annotated as N-acetylneuraminate pyruvate lyase. The record is from RefSeq and is a predicted model, not a curated record. Gene Ontology annotation, molecular function: N-acetylneuraminate lyase activity. The transcript is spliced from 13 exons. Bases 3876 to 5021 code for a protein of 381 amino acids. Lineage: Eukaryota; Metazoa; Chordata; Aves; Casuariiformes; Dromaiidae. Gene Ontology annotation, biological process: N-acetylneuraminate catabolic process.